AUCAGCUGUUGCGGUGCUUUUGAAUCGGUAACCUUUAAAUGACGGACGCGGUGGUAUUUCAGUGCUUCUGUGUAAAUUAUGCCUAAGACUCCAUGUGAGUCAAUCAGGUGGUACGUCAGUCAAAUUAAGGGAUCAACUCUUGAUGAUACUGUCGAUGGUGACAACUUCACAUGCGUUGAGUUUAACGAGUCUGGAGAGUUAUUAGCUAUCGGAGACAAAGCAGGCCGUGUCACGAUUUUUAGAAAUAAUAAAGAUGUUGGGUUGUAUGAUAUGUAUUGCACGUUUACGAGUCAUGAACCAGAGUUUGAUUACUUGAAGUCUUUAGAGAUCGAAGAGAAAAUCAACUCAGUUACUUGGCUUCAAAAAUACACUCCUGCUCAUCAUCUCCUUUCAGCUAAUGACAAAACCAUUAAACUUUGGAGAUUAUCGGAGAAACAAUAUGAGGCCUAUAAUUUUAAUAUACGUGACGAUGAAAAUGCAAGUUUAUGGGAUGAAAGUACAGAUCGACUAAAUAUGAUUGGACCACCAGUUCCUCACAUAAUAACACCAGAUAAACUACGCAUUCCGAAAUUUCGUAAAUCUCGUCAUCUUACAAUCGAAGCACGUCCACGACGUUCAUUCGCCAAUGCUCAUGCUUAUCACAUAAACGCAGUUUCUGUAAAUUCUGAUCAAGAAACUUUUCUUUCGGCUGAUGAUUUACGUAUUAAUCUUUGGCAUUUAGAUGUAUCCAGUCAAUCAUUUACUAUUGUUGAUUUAAAACCAUCAAAUAUGCAGGAUUUAAACGAAGUGAUUACUUGUUCACGGUUUCAUCCUGUUCAGUGUAAUAUACUCGCCUAUUCAACCAGUCGAGGUUUGAUUCGAUUAUGUGAUAUGCGAUAUCGUGCUCUGUGUGACAGCCAUGUACUUGUAUUUGCAGAUCCAAGUCUUUCACAGAAUUUGGGAUUUUUCGCUGAUAUCAUUGCAAGUUUAUCAGAUUUCCGUUUUGGUCAUACGGGGAAUUAUAUUUUAGCUAGAGACUAUUUAACAUUAAAAAUUUGGGAUAUGAGAAUGGGCGAUCGACCGUGUGAAAUUUAUUCAGUUCAUGAGCCAUUCCGUUCACAACUUUGUAUGUUAUACGAGAAUGAUGCUAUUUUCGAUAAAUUCUUAUGUGGAUGGUCUGAUGAUGACAGGUAUGCAAUAACAGGAUCUUACAGCCACCUCUUCCAUAUAUUUGAUCGUCACAAUGGCUCUGAUUGGUUGUAUGACCUCGAUGACUUGAACAAUCAUUAUAAUAAUAACUCUGCUUACGAUACUGCAGACUACUUAUUGCCUAAACGUUUUAUGUCUCCUGAUGAUUCUUUCGGAAGUCGGCUCGGUUUGUCUUCAAUUUUUGUAGCGUCAUUGGCUGCUGUGGAGUCUCUCUUUGCAGAAACUACAAGUCAGACUAGUUCAGAUUCCAACUACAAUGAUAGUGAUUGGAAUAAAUUUGGUGACAGUUCGAACAUAUUAAAGUUGUCACCUGACAAAACAAAGCUGCUGAACUGUGAAGCUGAAGGUCGGAGCCCUUCCGGAAAGACUUCCUCAUCGCCAGCAGGUUCAAAGCGUCGGAAGCAAAUUCUUCCUUCACGAACCACUAAUUCUGCUGAUUCUCACACUCCUGUACAAUUUUGUCAUGAAAGGUCCAGUAGUUGUCACCAAAAUAGUAAACAUCGUCAUCACAAGGAGCAUUGUUCACAUCACAGGAUAGACGAAAGUGACCUUGGGGUUAGUUUUCUACACACUGUACCGAGUUCAGUUGAUGACCCUGAAUUGCCAAGUUUCAUUGAAGAAUCUCAAACACAGAUACCAAAUAUCCCUGGAAUGCAUCAGAUACACUGUCAACGUAAAAUACUUCACUUGUCCUUUCAUCCAAAGAAGUUCCUCAUAGUUGCCAUAUCAGGUAAUCAGUUAUUUUUUGUUUCAGGUCAUCCGACAUUCAGGGACACACUACUUUUACAGGAGAACUCUAGUUACUGCUCUUCCUCUUUACCUAAAUCAGCCGACGAUGAAAAUGGUAAACCUGAUAGACAUACUGAAGCUUCAGAUGCAAGAUCGACUCCUGUGAGGUGUCGAAAAUCUAUUUCAGUCCAAAGUUCAGACGUGAAAGCUGCUAAGCGUCGUCGCCGACGUCAUCAUCAGCUAGAUGAGCUAAGUUCGAUUAAUGAUUUAUCGAACUUAACUGAAGGGAUUAAAAACCACGUUUCGGAUAACAAUGUCUUUUCUGGUACCUCUGUAAUUUUCGAAGUGGAUUUUGUAGCAAAUUAUGAAGCUGACCAUGAAGGUAAUUAUGAGGAGCGACAUACUACUGGAGCACAACUCGAUUUUAUAAGCUGUGGUCUCAACAGUGAAGACGUCCCGUGCUUACGUUGCUCAUUUCCGUCAUCAAGAGAAACAUUCGUGACUAAUUUGAAUGACCUUUUUCAGUGAUAAUGUUUUCUUUAUCAUUUUGAUAUCCUUCCAAACUGUUUCUCAAUUUUUAGCUAGACUUCUCAGGGUUGACACGCAUACAAUAUCCAUUUCCAAAUUAUCAAAAGUGCUAUUAUUAUUGUUCAUAGAGCAUUUUGUAUGUUAUGUGUACUAGUAAGUGGGCACAGUCAAAUAUUUGCAUACAGGUUAAAGACAGGCAGGCAUACACACAUUCAGACAAACAGAUGUUUUCCCUUUACGAACGCUGACUCAAAAUCGGGCUACAACAUUUUGGUUUUAAAAUCCCCUACCAAUGUAGAUUUUGCUCACCGAUCAUUUUUACCUUUUCAUACGUACUUUAUCUUGAACAUGAUUGUGCUUCAUUCUCGUUAGAUUUGUGUACCUAUGCUGUAAAAGUCAUUGUAAUCAAUCUCGGAGUAUUGUAAAUUACUAUUACUAUAUUAUUAUUACCAUAGAUUAUAUCCCAUUCCAAAAGUAUAACAUUGUGAUUUUUGUGCACUUCUAAUUUAGCAUAAAUCAUGAAAUAUGAAGCAGUUACUUUUAUUGUUUCAGUCGUCUACCUCACUAAGUCUCUAACUUCCAUUUUUAUUUUUUCAUCAUACUAUCGUUCCAAUAAAACUCGUGGUUUAGUUAACAAACUUAUCUAUAAGCCCAUUCAUAAUAAGUGAG
Messenger RNA from Schistosoma turkestanicum, 3114 nucleotides. The record is from the annotation of a GenBank genome assembly. NCBI's taxonomy places the organism in Eukaryota, Metazoa, Platyhelminthes, Trematoda, Strigeidida, Schistosomatidae.